Molecule: messenger RNA, 1723 nt
Organism: Pseudopodoces humilis (Tibetan ground-tit)
Lineage: Eukaryota; Metazoa; Chordata; Aves; Passeriformes; Paridae
Product: aldehyde dehydrogenase family 3 member A2-like
Biological process (GO): aldehyde metabolic process
Cellular component (GO): cytoplasm
Molecular function (GO): aldehyde dehydrogenase (NAD+) activity; 3-chloroallyl aldehyde dehydrogenase activity
Source: RefSeq, a predicted model, not a curated record
AUCUUGUACCCAGCCAGAGCCCUGGGCCAGGGCCAGCUCUCCUGUGGGAGGAGGGAUCGCCCCCAGCCAUGGCAGGGGAAGGGCUUGUGCCUGCUUGCACUUGCCACAGGAGGCUGGUGGAGAGAGAAGCUUCUCUGAAGUGCUCAGCGGCCAUGGAGAGGAUGCAGCAGAUCGUGGGGCGGGCGAGGGCCGCCUUCAGCUCGGGCCGGAGCCGCCCGCUGGAGUUCAGGAUUCAGCAGCUGAAGGCCCUGGAGAGGAUGGUGCAGGAGAAAGAGAAGGAGAUCCUGGCAGCCCUCAAGGCGGAUCUGAACAAGUGUGGGCCCAACGCCUACAGCCAUGAAAUUCUGGGUGUGCUGGGGGAGCUGGCCCUGACCAUGGAGAAGCUGCCGUCCUGGGCAGCCCCUCAGCCCGUGAAGAAGAACCUGCUGACCCUGAGGGACGAGGCCUACAUCAACUACGAGCCCCUGGGCGUGGUGCUGGUCAUCGGGGCCUGGAACUACCCCUUUGUGCUGGUCAUGCAGCCCCUGAUCGGGGCCAUCGCAGCAGGCAAUGCCGUGGUGGUGAAGCCGUCGGAGGUCAGCGAGAACACGGCUCGGCUGGUGGCCGAGCUCCUCCCACAGUACCUGGACAAGGAUCUGUACCCUGUGGUCACUGGAGGAGUUCCUGAGACAACCGAGCUGCUGACCCAGAGAUUUGAUCACAUCCUCUACACCGGCAACACUGCAGUGGGCAAAAUUGUGAUGGCAGCAGCUGCCAAGCACCUGACCCCUGUCACCCUGGAGCUGGGGGGAAAGAGCCCCUGCUACAUCGACAAGGACUGUGACCUGGCUGUGGCCUGCAGGCGGAUAACGUGGGGCAAGUACAUGAACUGUGGGCAAACGUGCAUCGCCCCAGACUACAUCCUGUGCGACCCCUCCAUCCAGAGCCAGGUGGUGGAGAACAUCAAGGCGACUCUGAAGGAAUUCUAUGGGGAAGAUGUGAAGUCGUCUCCGGACUAUGAAAGGAUUGUCAACCAGCGUCACUUCAAGAGGGUGAAGAGCCUGCUGGAGGGGCAGAAGAUCGCUCAUGGGGGAGAGUCUGAUGAGGCCUCCUGCUUCAUAGCUCCAACCAUCCUCACGGACGUUUCCCCGGAGUCCAAGGUGAUGGAGGAGGAAAUCUUUGGACCAGUGCUGCCCAUUGUGCCUGUGAAGAGCGUGGAGGAAGCCAUUGAGUUCAUCAAUCAUCGGGAGAAGCCCCUUGCCCUUUAUGUCUUCUCCAACAACAAGCAGCUGAUCAGACGGGUGAUAGCAGAGACCUCCAGCGGUGGCAUGACAGCCAACGAUGUCAUCAUGCACUCCGUGGUCCCAGGUCUGCCCUUCGGUGGUGUGGGGCACAGCGGGAUGGGCGCCUACCAUAGCAGGUACAGCUUCGAGACCUUCUCCCACCGCCGCGCCUGCCUGGUCAAGGACCUGAGGUGGGAGGCUGUGAACAAACUGAGGUACCCACCUGGCAGCAUGGAGAUGAUGCAUUUGGCCAAGUUCUUCCUCCUAAAGCAGUGUAACAGGAGCAGGGUGGGACAGUUCAUCUCGGCCCUGCUGGCGGCAGUGAAAGCCGUGGUGGCAAAGGUGUUGUGCCCCCAGCGAGAGGUGUGAUGGGCAGCCAGCCCUUGGACCUGCUGCUCACUCCCUGCAGUCUGGCUGCUGAGCUUUCCUUUGCUGCAAUUUCAUUUCUUCCAAGGUAGACA